This is a messenger RNA of Chlorocebus sabaeus (green monkey), 2344 nucleotides long. RefSeq names its product CD7 molecule (gene CD7). Gene Ontology annotation, molecular function: signaling receptor activity. Gene Ontology annotation, biological process: adaptive immune response. Gene Ontology annotation, cellular component: membrane. Lineage: Eukaryota; Metazoa; Chordata; Mammalia; Primates; Cercopithecidae. The record is from RefSeq and is a predicted model, not a curated record.
AGAGGACCAUGCAGGCUGCAGGGGGGCAGCCCUGCCCCUCACCUCCAGACCCUGUCGCCCGUCCCCUGCCAGGGGCUCCCUUCUCCGUCCUCUCGUCUGCCCAGCCCCAGGCCUUGACCUCCUCCCUGUGGAUUUGCAGGGGCGGGGAGGGACAGGGACACCCUGAUCUCAGGGCGGCUCUUGGGGAAGCAGUGCUGGGGAGGGGUAGGUGAGGCCGCCCCUCCCACGGGGCCCACAUCACUACCCUGGUCUGAGGCACCGCCUCCAGGAAGCCCUCUCUGAGCUCUGAGCGCCUGCGGUCUCCCGUGUGCUGCUCUCUGUGGGGUCCUGCAGACCCAGAGGGGCUCAGCUGCACUCAUCAGGCUGGGAGAGCUGGGUGUGGGGAACAUGGCUGGGCCCCCGAGGCUCCUGCUGCUGCCCCUCCUCCUGGCGCUGGCUCAUGGCCUGCCUGGGGCCCUGGCUGCCCAAGAGGUGCAGCAGUCUCCCCACUGCACGAUUGCCCCCGUGGGAGGCUCCGUCAACAUCACCUGCUCCACCAGCGGGGACCUGCAUGGGAUCUACCUGAGGCAGCUCGGGCCACAGCCCCAAAACAUCAUUUACUACGAGGACGGGGUGGUGCCCACUACGGACAAACGGUUCCAGGGCCGCAUUGACUUCUCGGGGUCCCAGGACAACCUGACUAUUACCAUGCACCACCUGCAGCCGUCGGACACUGGCACCUACACCUGCCAGGCCAUCACGGAGAUCAAUGUCUACGGCUCCGGUACCCUGGUCCUGGUGACAGAGGAACAGUCCCAAGGAUUGCACAGAUGCUCCGACGCCCCGCCGACAGGCUCUGCCCUCCCUGUCCCGCCGACAACCUCUGCCCUCCCUGCCCUGCCGACAGCCUCUGCCCUCCCUGCCCUGCCGACAGCCUCUGCCCUCCCUGUGGCCCUGGCAGUGGUCUCCUUCCUCCUCGGGCUGGGCCUGGGGGUGGCCUGUGUGCUGGCGAGGACGCAGGUCAGUGUGAGCCCCUGCUGCCACCUGCACCCCCACAGAUGCUUCCCUCUCCUGAGAGCCGUGUGGAGGGCGCCAAAGCCCCAGAGGAAAGCCCCAGUACGCGCUGCCUCCUUUGCAGGCCCUGGAGCUCUCAGGGUGGAAGUGGCCUUGGCAAGGAGGGAGGGAAACCAGCACCAAAGCGACCGGAGGGGGAGGGAGCGGCCCAGGUGCUGGUCCCGCGUGUGCACGUGUGCGCAUGUGCAGGUGUGAGUGUGGGGGGUCUCUGAGGACUGUGUGUGCAUGUUGGAGUGCGUGGGCGGAGGAGGGAGCGCCCAGGCUCUGGGCCCACGUGUGCACGUGUGCGCAUGUGCAGGUGUGAGUGUGGGGGGUCUCUGAGGACUGUGUGUGCAUGUUGGAGUGUGCGGGCGUGUGCUGUGUGGCUGUGGGAAGGGAAGGGAGCCUCAGACAGACACAGAGUCUAGGCCGUGGCCCCUGCCCUCGGUCCCUGCUGUUUGUCUGGGGCUGGAGUGGGGGCCCCGCUUGGCCUGGGCUGCGGGGGGCAGUCCAAGCCGCUUCCACUCUCCUUCUUCAGUGGCGCCCUGGGGUCCGACCCAGCCCUGUCCCGGGAAGGCUCUGCUGGGAAGCCCUGGGGCGCAGGAGACCUGGGGGCCGGCCCAGAGGAGUCCCGUGGGGGUCUCGUGUUAAAAUGAGAAAGCUGACCGGAGUGGGGUGGGGUCCAGGACACCACGCUGGCCCCUGGUUGGAAACAGCAGGUUCUGUCUUUCAGAUGAAGAAACUGUGCUCGUCGCAGGAUAAGAAUUCGGCGGCGUGUGUGGUGUACGAGGACAUGUCCCGCAGCCGCUGCAACACGCUGUCCUCCCCCAACCAGUACCAGUGACCCAGUGGGCCCGGCCACACCCCACCCGUGGUACCCCCAGCAUGCCCCCCACCCGGCCGCGCCCCCCACCCGGCCACACCCCCCACACGGCCGCGCCCCCUACCCCGCUGUCCUCCCACAGCUGCAGCAGAGUUUGAAGGGCCCAGCCCUGCCCAGCUCCGAGCAGACACACAGGCAGUGGCUAGGCCCCACGGUGCUUCUCAGUGGACAAUGACACCUCCUCCGGGAAGCCUUCCCUGCCCAGCCCCGCUGUCACGAGGAGGAAGCCUGACUGUCCUUUGGCUGCAUCUCCCAACCGUGGCCAAGGAGGGCUUCUCCGUGGGAUGGGCCUGGGCACGCAGCCCUCUCCUGUCAGUGCCGGCCCACCCACCAACAGGCCCCCAACCCCCGGCAGCCCGGCAGAGGACCGGAGACCAGUCUGCCACCCAGCCGUACCAGAAAUAAAGGUUUCUAUGCUUCCUUUUCUGA